ACUUCCAGGUGACGUUUUCACGCUUUACUGAUAGCUGUCAGCGACACGGUCUGUUGGGCGUCGCGUCGCGGAGGAACCAUUCUGUCGAGAUACUCUUUGGAAACGCGAGAAUUUUGGCCAUGAUAUCAGGGUUUUCCGGCCACGUGGAUCGGCUGGAAGGGUCGGAAGGCGGUCGUAAUGGCUCUGCCGGCACCGGUGAAGGGGAUAAGUCCGCCUGGACGCGCUCGCCCGAGCCAAGCGCGCAGCUGCGGGAAUCCCUGAAAAGCCACGUCAGCCGGUUACUGACUCACCUUGUGACCGAGACCCACGAGGAGGCACAGCCGUUGGAGCAAUCAAGCAGGGAGAUGAGGCAAGCCGCGUCGCUAAGAGAACCCGAGUGGAUUCUGCAGAUGUGGCAAACGGUGCUGCUGACAGGGCAGGUUCUGCCAGUUUGAUUACCAGCGGAGAAGGGAGAGGGGGAGAGAGAGGGAUGAGGAGAGAAGGGGCAGGGAUCGCGAUUCCGAUGGACGCAGGGACAGAGGCAGGGACUACGACAGGAGAUCGCCUAGACAUGGCUCCAGGUCUCGCUGGGACGAAGACGCCACCCCUCGCAGGGACAGGGACACAUAUACUCCUCGCAGGGAUUCAGACGGCACGCCAGGCAGAGACA
Closterium sp. NIES-67 is the source of this 649-nucleotide messenger RNA. The record is from the annotation of a GenBank genome assembly. Lineage: Eukaryota; Viridiplantae; Streptophyta; Zygnematophyceae; Desmidiales; Closteriaceae.